AUGGAUAAAUACAGAGUAGACUAGUCCAAUGACCCACAGGCGUAUAAUUUUGAAAAUUACGCCACAUUUUUCGACAAAGCCAAAAUAGAGUAAAGAUAAAAUCAUUUUAAUAAGAGUAGAGGAUAAACUUUUCAAAAUAAGAUCAACCCUCUUGAUAUCUCAUUGUAGCAGUAUGAGGAAUUUUAGAACACUAAUGGAGAGUUUCAAAAUGAGGAAAUAUAAAGUGACUUAUAAAUUUAUCACAAAAAAUAUGGCGAUAACAAGGAUAAUAUACUUAUCGAUAAUCAGUAACUCAAUAAGUUUACUAAUGGCAAACAAAGUCAUUCAAUUAUUGAAAAAUAUUCAAACUAAGACUCAUAUAAGGAAAGGUAAACAACAGAACCUACAAGGUAGAGUUUAAUUAAUGAGACAUCGGAUUUUAAUCCUAUUGAAGAAAUUGGAGACAGCGAAAACACAUCAAUAAUAAUUUAGUAAUAACAAGUAGCCAUCAAUAAGACUAACCCUACAAUUAAAUUGAAACCAAAUAAAUCAAUAGAGCAAAAAGUUCUGCAAUAGAAAAGCAGAGACUAUAAAACAUGA
Messenger RNA from Stylonychia lemnae, 579 nucleotides. The record is from the annotation of a GenBank genome assembly. Lineage: Eukaryota; Ciliophora; Spirotrichea; Sporadotrichida; Oxytrichidae.